Molecule: messenger RNA, 965 nt
Organism: Cebus imitator (Panamanian white-faced capuchin)
Lineage: Eukaryota; Metazoa; Chordata; Mammalia; Primates; Cebidae
Product: leucine-rich repeat-containing protein 37A3-like
Exons: 1
Coding region: 212-709 (165 amino acids)
Source: RefSeq, a predicted model, not a curated record
CAUCCACACACUAUGUACUGUGUACUGUGCUCUCUGCCUGGUGCUUUGCCCCCAGUGAUAAUUUAUUCAUAUAAUGCGAUGUGGUUUGUAAGUUGAUUUUUUAUGCAUGAGGUCCCAAGUAUAGGACAGAGGUAGAUCUGCAAAAGUCUGACCUGAGGUCAGAAGCAGAUCCAAAGACCUAACCUAUACCAUUUUUGUUUUAGAAGAUGCAAUGGCUAGAGUUACAAAUAUGAAGGUUUUAAAGUUAAAAACAAACCAAUUGUACACCAUUUCUGAAAACACAACCUACCAUACUCCUCCUGGGGCAGAUUCCGCUGGGACUGCGUUCAACUUAGGGCCAACUGUUAAACAAACCAAUGAAGCACGAUGGGAAUACAACAACGUGGGUACUGACCUGUCCCCCAAGCCCAAUAGCUGCAAUUACCCAUUGCUCUUGUCUCCAGGUGAUCAGUUUGAAAUUCAGCUAAAGCAGCAGCUAGGGUCCCUCAUCCCCAACACCGAUGUGAGAAGGCUCAUUUCUCAUGUUCUCCGAGCCUUGAAGAUGGACUGCUCUGAGAUCCACGUGCAGCUGGCCUGUGCCAAGCUCAUCUCCAGGACAGGCCUCCUGAUGAAGCUUCUCAGUAAGAGGCAAGAGGUAAAGGUGUCCAGGGCAGAAUGGCAUAUGGGCCAAUGGAAAACUGAGAACCAAAUCCUGAGAUAUAUCUCCUGAGAUACAGACUAUAACUGAGAACAAUAUCCUGAGAACUAUGAUUCCACAUGCAUGGAACUAUUCUCAAGACCCAGGCAGGAAACACUACUUUUUCUUUUUUAUUUAUUUAUUUUUCCCUGGUUCCUAGAACUGAGGAAACACUACUUUCUCAUCCUACUGGUUUUUGGGCCCCCACUCUAUCCCUUUUACACAAACCUCAUAGAAUUGUAACUAGGAGAGGCCUUAGUAGUUUGUCCUUCUAUGAUGGGAAAACUGA